AUGGUCCUGAUGGAAGGUAGGCUUAAGAUCACUGAGCUUAUGCUGCUGCUGCUGCUGCUGCUGAUUGGUUGCUCUGCUUCUCAGAUCCAAGCUUCUUCUGAAAACGAACCCGAUGCGAUCUUCUACGAGCCAUUUUCUGAGUCAUUUGAAGGUCGCUGGAUCGUUUCUUCCAAGGAUGAGUACAAAGGUGUCUGGAAACUUUCCAAGAGUGAGGGACAUGAUGAUUAUGGUCUUUUGGUCAGUGAGAAGGCGAGGAAGUAUGCUGUAGUGAAAGACCUGGGUAAGGCUGUGAGCCUUAAGGAUGGAACCAUUGUCCUGCAGUUUGAGGUUAGGUUCCAGAAUGGGCUUGAAUGUGGCGGUGCUUACUUGAAAUACCUCCGGCCCCAGGAGGCUGGAUGGAAACCAGAGGAAUUUGACAACGAUUCUCCCUACUCCAUUAUGUUUGGACCUGACAAAUGUGGCUCCACAAACAAGGUUCAUUUCAUCUUUAAGCACAAGAACCCCAAGAGUGGAGAGUAUGUUGAGCACCAUCUCAAGGACCCUCCAUCUGUGCCCUCUGACAAACUCUCUCAUGUCUACACUGCAAUACUGAAACCUAACAACGAAGUUAGAAUUUUAAUAGAUGGGGAGGAGAAGAAGAAGGCAAAUUUCCUUUCAGCUAAAGAUUUCGAGCCUGCCUUAAUUCCAGCCAAGACAAUUCCUGACCCAGAUGAUAAGAAGCCAGAGGACUGGGAUGAGCGGGCAAAGAUUCCAGAUCCACAUGCUGUGAAGCCAGAUGAUUGGGAUGAGGAUGCGCCAAUGGAAAUCGAAGAUGAGGAUGCUGUAAAACCUGAAGGGUGGUUGGAUGAUGAGCCUGAAGAGAUUGAUGACCCUGAAGCUACAAAGCCAGAAGAUUGGGACGAUGAAGAGGAUGGUGUAUGGGAACCAACAAAAACAGAUAACCCCAAGUGUUCGUUGGCACCUGGUUGUGGAGAAUGGAAGAAGCCAAUGAAGAUAAAUCCUGCUUAUAAAGGAAAAUGGAGCCGUCCUCUUAUUGACAACCCCAGUUACAAGGGUAUUUGGAAACCUCAAGAAAUUCCAAACCCUAGCUACUUUGAGACUGAGAAGCCUGACUUUGAGGCCAUCGCUGCUAUUGGCAUUGAGAUCUGGACAAUGCAGGAUGGCAUAUUGUUUGACAAUAUUCUCAUAGCUGAUGAUGAGAAGGUUGCUGAAUCUUAUAGGCUAACAACAUGGAAGCCGAAGUUUGAAAAUGAGAAAGAGAAACAGAAGGCUGAGGAAGAAGCUGCUGGUCUUUCAGACGGACUCUCAGGCUACCAGAAGAAAAUAUUUGACCUUCUCUACAAAAUAGCGGACAUUCCUUUCUUGGAUGCAUACAAACCCAAGAUCAUUGACCUAAUUGAGAAGGGAGAAAAACAGCCGAAUAUUACAAUUGGUAUCAUUGUGUCUAUCGUGGUUGUUCUUUUGACAGUUGUCUUUAAAAUCCUUUUUGGUGGCAAAAAACCCAAGGUCACUGUUCCUGAAACAGAUAGGCCUGCAGCUGCAGAGACUUCCAACACUCAAGGAAGCAGUGAGGAGAAGGAAGAUGAGAGUGAGAAGGAAGAUGCCGCUGCUCCUCCCCGCAGGCGGCCUACCAGAAGGGAAACUUAA
Messenger RNA from Prunus armeniaca (apricot), 1647 nucleotides. Lineage: Eukaryota; Viridiplantae; Streptophyta; Magnoliopsida; Rosales; Rosaceae. The record is from the annotation of a GenBank genome assembly.